Molecule: messenger RNA, 1524 nt
Organism: Dothidotthia symphoricarpi CBS 119687
Lineage: Eukaryota; Fungi; Ascomycota; Dothideomycetes; Pleosporales; Dothidotthiaceae
Exons: 1
Coding region: 1-1524 (507 amino acids)
Source: RefSeq, a predicted model, not a curated record
AUGGCUGCAUGUUUGGGACGAGUUGACGCCAAGGGAAACCAACGCAGGGUUCGGGUGGGUGGGUACCUGCCUGCAUGGUUACGGGCCUACUCCCGCCUGCACCUUCCCCAGCUCCCAAAACAAACACCGAGACAGGCCCAUUCACCAACCUUUGUUCCCACCACCGCAGCGCCGUCCACUUCUCAUGCUAGUGCUUCAAGGCUCUCCCACUCCCACCCUCACUCUCAUCUUUACCUCGCCCGCGUUCACAGUCCACGGACGGAAAUCACACCCUCCACCGUCGCCAAGUCGCUCCUGCCAAUGAGUGACGAUACGUCUGCCCCGCGCGCCUCACGCUUCAGAGAGCACACCAACACGACAAACUCGAUACAUCCGCCGCCCGUCGAGCUAUGGAAGGACAUUGGCAUCGAGAAUCUGAUUGAGAAGUUCAAUGAGGAGAACGAGGCGCCGCCCAAGGCUGCUCGUCCCACUGCGCGGAGGAGCCACAGCGCCAUCUCUACGCCUGUGCGGAAGAACCAUGUUGCGCCGACUCAUACGCCUGCUGGCACGGGUGUUGCUUCGCGCGCCACUGCUGCGCCUGCGCCACCCGUCACGCCUGCUCAAACCGAAGGCACGCUGGGCCGAUUCUCGCGCGCAUUUGCAUCUGUGUUCGGUGGCUUGACGGGGAAGCGUAAGGCUGCGAAUGCGAUGGUGGUAGAUGCGGAGGCGAAGGAGAAGGAGAGAAUGGACGAGCGCAAGAGGGCUGCCGAGGCGGCGUACUACGAAGCUAAGGAACUGGGUCUCCUCCCCGCUGCCAAAGUAUUCGUGAGGCCGAGUAUGGCUGCAAGAAUGCGCAAGGAUGGUAUGCCAGUCCCGUGUCCUGACAGUGUGGCGAGGACCCCCAGGCUGAUAGAUGGCGUAGCAGAUCCCAUGACGCCGCAACCCGAGCAUACCCCCCGAACCCCAGCUCUCUACCACUCGCAAAGCAAAAAAGACCUCUAUAAGCAGAAGAAGCUAUCAAAGCGCGUUUCAAACCUAGAGAGUAAGCUCGCCCUGGCGAAAAGGGAGCUUGAAUCCGUCCUCGCCGUAGCCUCUCCCGUUUCCGCCUCGACGCCAACGGGGCCCCAUCUCUGGAGCGAAAACGACGUCUCCCCACACUGCCACACCCUCCCCUCCUCAAUCACCAAGAAGCGAAAAGCAACCACCAUCGACGAGGCCGAAACGCCCCAGCCCCUCAACCUCCAACAGACAGAAACACGCUCCCCCAAGCGAGCUAAAUCCGUCCGCAAGGUGAAACGCCAGUCCUCGCGCCUCAGCAAGAAAAAUAGCGCCGUCUUCAAGGAAGAAGUCAUCAUCGUCGUGCCGGACGGCGUGUCCGUGCCGCCCAUCCCCUCCCUACCCAAGGACGUCGAAGGCAAGAAAACAGUCAUAAAGAGCACUGAUGAGGGCAACAAAACUGCCAUAAAGAGUAUUGAUGAGGUCGAGAACACCGUCAUAAAGAGCACUGACGAUGGCUACGGCGGCCUGGAGCACGAGAUGUUCUAA